Molecule: messenger RNA, 960 nt
Organism: Mytilinidion resinicola
Lineage: Eukaryota; Fungi; Ascomycota; Dothideomycetes; Mytilinidiales; Mytilinidiaceae
Product: NAD(P)-binding protein
Exons: 2
Coding region: 155-898 (247 amino acids)
Molecular function (GO): oxidoreductase activity
Source: RefSeq, a predicted model, not a curated record
AAGAGUAGGUAGCCUUCUUCCUGUUCUAUUCCGUUCCCAUUCAUACCAAGCUCGUUCUUCUUCUCUCUGUCUUCUCCCAUUCCAAUCAUCCUCUGCGAAAAUAGAGGCCUACCACAACCUUGCAAUUUCGCUCUACACACAUCACACUUCCACCAUGUCGACACCACUUGCAGGAAAGGUUGCCAUCGUCACUGGCGGUUCCAAGGGCAUAGGCGCCGCCACCGUUGUCGAGCUUGCCAAGCAAGGCGCCAAAGUCGUUAUCAAUUUCUCGUCCGACGCCACACCCGCCGAGGAGCUCGUUAAGCAGAUUGGGCCCGAUAAUGCCCUUACCGUCAAAGCUGACGCAGCGAGUGUGGCUGGCAUCGAAGAAUUGGUAAAGCAAACCGUUGCCAAAUUUGGCAGAAUCGACAUCUUGAUUCCGAAUGCCGGUGUCCUCCCGAUGAAAGACCUGGAGAGCACCACUGAGGCGGACUUCGACAGGACAUUCGCAAUCAAUGUCAAGGGUCCCUACUUCUUGGCCCAGAAAGCCGCCCCCCACAUGUCGGAAGGCGGUCACAUCGUCUUCCUCUCUACAAGUCUUUGCGCAGCGUCAACCGUCGCGCCCAACUACCUUCUUUACAACAGCACCAAGGGCGCGAUUGAACAGAUGACACGAGUCAUGGCGAAAGACCUUGGCCGGAAAGGCAUUUCGGUGAACGCGGUUGCCCCCGGACCAACAGCUACAGAGCUGUUUAUGAGAGGCAAGCCUGAGCAAGUGAUAAAAACCAUAGCGGGCCUCAAUCCAUUCAACAGGAUUGGCACGCCAGAGGAGGUUGCUCAGGUUAUCGUCAUGCUGAGCUCGGGAGCUAGCCAAUGGGUCAAUGGUCAGGUGCUUCGAGCGAACGGCGGGUUUGCGUAGGCAGACAACGCCUUCGUAUCUUGUAAUUAGAUGGACAAGUGAACGAAUAUUUCUUGAAACUG